AUGGCGACCGGCAAUGCGUGGAAUCAACUCUUGGAGUUGAUCCAACUGCCUAUGCCGGCCAGGAAUGACGCCAACAGAUUGCGACCGAUCAUGUUGCUUCUCCCGAUCGCAGGCUUAGCGCGUCUGUUCCACUGGAGUGCAGCAAUUGUGCUGGUUGUCAACCUGGUUGCAAUUAUCUUCCUUUCGGAUGUCAUUUCAUCCACGUCAGAUGAGCUUGCGGACUCUUUGGGCCAUUUGCAAGGUGCACUUAUAGGUGCGACACUUGGCAAUACCGUCGAGUUAACCAUAUUCGGGUUCUGCAUUGUGACAGCGUCUUAUAACAAGCAUGUUCUUGAGUUCAACGCUCAUCUGGCUAAGACCCUGUCGUCCUUGAUGAUGAUCACGGCUGUCACAAUGUUACUGCCAACUGCGCUCUACUCAACCUUUCCCGUUUCGCAAAUUGAUAAAAGCGUCCUGGCCUUUUCUCGUGGCACCUCAUUCGUCUUAUUUCUCCUCUACGGAGGAUAUCUCUACUUUCAUAUGAAAAGUCACAAGCACCUUUUCCUAUCAGAGGGAGAAGAAGAGCAAGAUGAGACCCAUCUCUAUGAAUUGAGAGGUUCUGAAAGCACCAAGACACCAUCCGAACAGUCUGACACAUCCAAAAUCUUUGCCCCAUCCAUGCGACUAGCCGCUGCAGUAGCCGCGACAAUAUUCUGCACAGAGCUGAUUAUUGAGGGAAUAGACGAUAUGGUGGACACAUUUGGCUUCAGCCGGAUGUUCAUUGCGGUUAUCCUGAUACCGAUCGCAAGUAACAGCACAGAGGGCACGACGGUUAUAGCUUCGGCUCGAAGUGGUGACACUGAUUCUGCAAUUCGGGUAAUCGUGGACAGUCUCCUCCAGAUAGGUCUUUUCGUGAUUCCUUUUCUUGUUCUCAUAGGCUGGUGCAUAGGGGAGCCUAUGUCGCUUUAUUUUGAUCCUUUCCAGUCCGGUAUGAUGUUUCUGGCUGUCCUGGUUGUCAACCAUAUGCUUCGGGAUGGGCAAUAUGCGUACAUUCAUGGGGCGAUGUUGGUUGCGCUAUAUGGCAGCUUGAUAGCGGCCUUCUACGCGCGGUAG
Penicillium waksmanii is the source of this 1092-nucleotide messenger RNA. RefSeq lists its product as uncharacterized. Gene Ontology annotation, cellular component: fungal-type vacuole membrane. Lineage: Eukaryota; Fungi; Ascomycota; Eurotiomycetes; Eurotiales; Aspergillaceae. Gene Ontology annotation, molecular function: calcium:proton antiporter activity. The record is from RefSeq and is a predicted model, not a curated record. Bases 1 to 1092 code for a protein of 363 amino acids. Gene Ontology annotation, biological process: calcium ion transmembrane transport; intracellular calcium ion homeostasis. The transcript has 3 exons.